AUGGAUCAAGAAGCUGGCAAACCUGCCUGGCCCAAACCAUCAAGAAGAUAUCAGACUAUUACAGGUAGAAGAUAUGGAAGAAGAUACGCCUAUGUUGGUUUUACACCAUCUUCAAAUACCCAAGUCAGAGAUGAACAUCAACAUAACGAAGACUGCGAACGAUUAGAAUUGGAGGAUAUUCAGAAAGAGAAUUCUUUACGUCCCAGUCCACCAGUUCAAGUUUCUUCUGGUUUAUUAGAUGAUCCUGUGCUAGAAAAUACUGGAACUGGAGAACCUGCUUGUGAAAGUGUAUCAAGACAAACUCUGGAAGCAAACACAUCGCCAUUUUCUGUAUUCUCUUACGGUCUGGAAGGCAACCAAAUCUCGGGGAACUUUGUGAAUCCUUAUGAGAAUUCUGAGGACCUUGUAGAAUAUGUGACUGAUAAGUGUAAUGAUUGGAAUGGUCAGAAUGGAAUUGCUUUUGUAAACAUGGAUUCUUAUGAGCCAGGUGAUGGUAAUAGAGAAGAUCAUGCUCAAGACGAAUUUUCUAUGGGAACAGAAGAAGCAGUUGUGUUUCGAGAAACAAUAAAUAAAAUAUUUUCUGAGUUUGAAAAAAGCAUAGAGUCUUUCACUGACUUACAGCCUCAAUUGUCUGAUCUCAAUCACAAUGCUACUAGAGAAUGUUGUGAAGAAUCAGGACCAAUGCCUUUAAUGAGAUAUUUUAGCAUAGAUUCAGACUUGGUGUGUCCAAACAACAGGACAUGUAAAACAUCUGCUGAAGAUCAAGCUAUACUGAAAAAUAACCUAAGUGAUGCUGUUCAUGAACUACAGCAGAUAAAAAAUACAGAGAAUGUUGAAAUCCAAAUACCUAUAGCAAUUGCUAAUGAGUUAAAUGUCAGUGAUGACCAAGGAAAUUCACUUGAACUAGUAGUGAGACCUAAAAUAAGAAAACAAAAUACUUCAAACCAGUUGGAGAGAGAGAGGCUUCUUGAUGAGGAGGAAGGGGAAAGUAAUUCCUGGAGGAGAAGCGAAAUUGAUGAAGUUCAGCAAGGGAAUGCUGACUGUGCCUUAAACAGCAAAGAGAUGAGUUCUAGUACGUUCUUUGGCUCAAGAGGGCACGAAGGUCAUCGGAAGAACACAGAACUAAGAAAAAAUGCAGCAGCUCAAGAACGAAAAAAUGUUCAGGAAGACAGCACUUUUUGGGAUGAACUGGAAGGCUGCAGCAGACACUUCUCAAUGGACCACAAAGACGAAGACAGCUCAGAAUGCAGUGAUGGAGAAUGGUCUGCAGCUGCACCUACCUAUUUUACUGCUACAGAAAAAGACCACUCAAGUGAUGAGAGCUCGGAGACUAUCCCAGGCAGGGACAAAUGUGAGGCUGAACUGCAGAACAGCAGCAGCAAUAGUGUAGAAGAGGAGAAGAAAGACUACUAUUCACAAGGAGGGGAACAGAAGUUAUUGGAGGAAGGAGAGAUUCCUAUGUUACAUUACCAUAGAGAAGUAGAAAAUAUGAGUGAAGAAGAAACUAAUCUAAUUCGUGAUUUUGUGUAUCCUGGAUUCUUCCUUUUGGAUGGAAAUAAUAAUCUUGAGGAUGAUUCCAGUAUGAGUGAAGAUCAAGAUGUGGAGUGGAGAGUGCUUAAUGAGUUUGGUGAUGGCCUAGGACUUGCUCAAGCUGUUCCUGAUGCGGAUCCUCUCACACUUGAGGCACUAGAGGGACGCUUACAAGAAGCUAUGGAGACUGCUCUGGCACAUUUGGAGCUUCUUGGAUUUGAUGUUGAACAGGCUCAUCCACCGGCUACUAAAGAAAGCAUAGAUUCUCUGCCAUGGAUUGUCAUCACAAAUGACCACAUGGGUGUAGGUCAAGAGCAGCGCUGUAUUAUCUGUUGCUGCGAAUAUGUGGAAAAUGAAAUCGUAACGGAGCUACCCUGUCAUCAUUUGUUUCACAGAACUUGUGUAACGCUUUGGUUACAGGAAUCAGGAACAUGCCCAGUUUGUCGUCAUGUGCUUGCACCUAUGCCUCCUGAAACAGCUGCUGCCACUGUUUCCUUCCUACCUGAUCAUGACUCAGCAUCUUCUGCUCACAGUGUUACAGGAACUUCAAACUAG
Molecule: messenger RNA, 2085 nt
Organism: Nestor notabilis (Kea)
Lineage: Eukaryota; Metazoa; Chordata; Aves; Psittaciformes; Psittacidae
Gene: PJA2
Product: praja ring finger 2, E3 ubiquitin protein ligase
Exons: 8
Coding region: 1-2085 (694 amino acids)
Source: RefSeq, a predicted model, not a curated record